GAGAUAGUUGCCGUCGUUGAUAAUGUUGCGGAUCAAUAAACCUACCGACGGCGUGUAAUCUGGCCUACAGUGGACCUCGGCACAGCAGGUAUGCAUUAGUAAUGCUAUUAGCAGGUACCUAGGCAAUAUAAAAUGGCGAACACCUUAGCGGCAAGCUUAGGGGAAGUAGCUACCCUACGCACUUAAGGGAAACUUGUCUUGGAGAGACACAAUAAAUACCACCUAGGUAAUACCAUUUCAUACCAAACCUAAGCACUUCCUUCACUUCCUCAUUCUUUGCACCUACUAUCAAUUCCAAUUAUUUCAGUACAAUGGCUCGCAAAAACUUAACCUUUCACCUUGCCGAGCGCCCCAAGGGAAACAUCGUUCCAGGGAAGACUUUCAACCUCGUCGAGACCGACGCCCCUACUGCCAGCGACCUAAAGGAUGGACAAAUCCUCGUCGAAAACAUCUACCUGUCGCUAGACCCCGCCAUGCGCACAUGGCUCUACGACAUCCGAUCAUACGUCCCGCCCGUCGCCAUUGGCGAGAAAAUGCGCGGCGGAUCUAUCGCCAGGGUCCUCGCUACCAAGAGCGCCAAAGCUAAGGAGGGCGAGUAUGUCUACGCUGGCAGCGGAUGGACCGAGGUCGCUGUCGUCGGCGAUGCGGAGUUCGAGCCGAUUGUGUUGCCGAAGGGCACCCAGAUCACGGAUGCGAUCGGGGCUGCUGGUAUGACGGGCAUGACGGCCUACUUCGGCUUAACAGAUAUCGGCAAGCCGAAGGCCGGCGAAACAGUCGUCGUUUCCGGCGCUGCGGGCGCGACUGGGUCCGUCGUCGGACAGAUCGCGAAGAUUAACGGUGCGCGUGUUAUUGGCCUUGCGGGCUCGGAUGAUAAGUGCAAGGUGCUGACUGAGGAGCUCGGGUUCGAUGUCGCGCUUAAUUAUAAGUCGCCCACUUUUGCGGAGGACUUUGUUAAGGCGACGCCGGAUUAUAUCGAUGUUUAUUGGGAUAAUGUUGGUGGUGAUAUCUUGGAGAAGGCACUUGCCCGUGCGGCGACGAAGUCGCGAUUCGUGAUGUGUGGUAGCAUUAGCCGUUAUAACGGCCUUGAGAAGGAGAGCCCGGGUAUUCGUAACCUGUUCGUCGUUGUCACGCAGCGUGUUCGCAUGGAGGGCUUCAUCGUCACUGAUUUCCGUGACCGGUACCCCGAGGCGAAGAAGCAGCUCGGACAGUGGAUUGCGGAGGGUAAGCUUAAGUCUAAAGAGACUAUUGUUAAGGGAGGUAUCAAGGUCGCGGAUGUUGCGAUCAGCAAUUUGUUCGAGGGUGGCAAUACGGGGAAGUUGUUGGUGGAGGUCAAGCCGAUUGAUCAGGGUAACGAGAAUAGUAGGAGUCUCCUGUGAUUGGAGGUUUAAUGCUAUCUAUGGGCUCUAGGAGGUAAUAUCACAAAAUACUAGGUACAUACAUAGGUACCUAGAUACCUGGCAGGUAAUUCGACCAGAUUUGUACCUGGGUAGGUGACGAGUAUGUAUGCGGUUCAUAAAAUACCUAACGUUAGUACCUACAUGUAUUUAGGUAGAUUGUUAUAGGAACAAAAAUAAAUUACAUGUACC
Annulohypoxylon maeteangense is the source of this 1586-nucleotide messenger RNA. RefSeq lists its product as uncharacterized. NCBI's taxonomy places the organism in Eukaryota, Fungi, Ascomycota, Sordariomycetes, Xylariales, Hypoxylaceae. The transcript has 5 exons. Gene Ontology annotation, molecular function: oxidoreductase activity, acting on the CH-CH group of donors, NAD or NADP as acceptor. The coding region runs from base 312 to 1376 and encodes 354 amino acids. The record is from RefSeq and is a predicted model, not a curated record.